AUCAUGCUUCUCGCAUCAGCACGGCAAAACGCCAGAGACGGGCCAAGUUUCAAUCCGCCAUUGACGUCGUUGCCGAUUGCCUACCUCUCUGCUUCCCGACUCGAGGCCGGCCUGCCAUUCACUAUCGUCGCUGCGAGCGCUUGCGGCCGCUCGAGCCGUCUCUGCCUGUCGAGCGGGCCACCUAGGGACAGGUCCCUGGAGCCGAACCCGCCUCGCAACUCGCGCGCUGCCGGGUCGCCACCUUUCGUUUCUCCCCGCGUUUCCCGAGGAUGUUGCCGACCCGAUCUUGACGUCGAACUGGCAGGUGCAUCAGGUGCAUUGUUCUCCGGUAGAGCGCCGAGAGCUCCUCGGAAUCCAAGACUCGUCACGACCCCUGGGGCCUUCUCGCUGCCGCUCCCAGAGGGGCGCCCCCAGAUCACAAGAUGGCAGACCCCUCGAGGUACACGCCACAGCCGCCCUACUACCAAGCGCAGGGCCCAGAGAACCCCCAGGAGCCUGAGGAUCCCGCACCGCGCACUCGGCAAUCAAUAGCGCUAGAGAACAUGCCGCGCCCGCCAGAUUUCGGAGCAUACGACAUGAGUGGGUAUGGGGAUAGCAAUGGAUCGCGCAUGGGGUCUGGCAUGGCGCAGCAGCAGCAGUACGGAAACCAAGGCUUUAGAGCGGCCUCGGCGCCGGCGCCGGCGCCGGCGAGCCCCCCGAUGCUCUCGACGUCCUGGGGGAACAACCUCGAUGUUCCCCGCGAUGACCCCGCGAGUGCCCACUCUCCCAUCGACCCCCUGGCACUACAGUUUGCCCUCCCUCCCGAAAUAAACCAGCGUCGAUCGCCUUCGUUGCAGCCAGAACACAGAGCGUCGAGUGCUGUCUACGCACCCCCAGCAAUGUACUACGAGGAGCAGCCUCACCACGUACACACCGACUCGGUCGACUCAGACCGCGCGCCGCUGGCCCCUAAUGCGCAGCCAAUCUCGGGGAACCUCGCCACUCCUAUGGCGGACGGUCAUCCUAGAACCAGUUUCCAGACCGUCAACGAUGCUGAUGCGACCCCCUCGCGGUCCAGAGACACCAGAAUGCUGGGCUUCGAUCUGGAGCCGGGCUACAGCGGAAGCUCGUCCCAACACCACAGCUUCGGCAACUCCCUGACCCCUGAAGGGCCCCGGUCACGCUCCAACUCGACCGUGGGCGCCCUAUCGCGGACCGCCUCCAUUGUUCGGGCCAUGUCUCAGCGUGUCGUCAACAUCAGUGGAGAAGGUGAGCUGAUCGAGCAGCAGAACCGCCGCUCGCGCUCCAGGUCGCCGGGCACAGACCAGAGGAACUCGAGCCCGAUGAUGGCGACCGAUACCGCGUAUCACUCCCAACUGUACCCGACGCCCCUGGAGAAGCAGCAAAGCGUCCCCGAGGUCGCCGAGGCCCACCCUGCAAACAGGUUUCAGGAGCCGCCGCGCCGGACCGGGCCCAUGCCGAACCCGCUCAAGGGAAAGUCCCUCGGCAUCUUCGGACCCAACAAUCCCAUCCGCACUAUUCUAUGCGACAUUCUGGUGCUGCCUUGGACGGAACCCAUCAUCCUUCUGCUGAUUGUCCUCCAAGCCGUCCUUCUGGCUGUCGAGUCCGCUCCCAGCGUCUUCGACCAGCCCAGACCUGGUCGGUUCGGGACCCCUAUAGACUGGGCCAUCCUGGGGCUGUUCAUAGUCUUCACUUUUGAAGUCAUCGCGCGCAUCGUCGUGUCCGGCUUCGUCCUUAACGCGGCCGAGUACAGCACCAUCGACAGGAAGCGCGGGGUCAAGGUUGCAAUGACGCAAAGGUACAAGCAAAUAUUUCAGCCACAGCGCCAAAAGUCCGUCCGUCGCGCCACGGUCCCUGAGCACUACGGACCCUCGACCUUUGCACGCUCCAUCACCAUAAUGCAGGGCCAGAUGGUCCCCGAGACCAUCGAGGAGCAGCAGCGCAUGCAGCUCGCCCGCAGAGCUUUUCUGCGCCACGGCUUCAACCGUCUGGAUUUUGUGGCGGUCGUGUCCUUCUGGAUAUCGUUUCUCUUGGCCUUGUUUGGCAAGGAGAAGGAACUCCACCUCUAUGUGUUCAAGAUGCUCAGCUGCUUGCGCAUCGUCAGGCUGCUUGCUAUUACUAAAGGCAAUGCUAUCAUCUUGCGUAGCUUGAAAAAGGCCGCACCACUCCUGGUACGCGUGUCGUUCCUGAUCUGCUUCUUCUGGCUUCUAUUCGCAAUUAUUGGCGUGCAGAGCUUCAAGUCCAGCUUCAAGCGCACAUGUGUCUGGCUCGAUCCCGCGCAGCCCGGUAACGAGUCGCUCUCGUGGAACAGCGAGAACCAGUUCUGUGGCGGGUAUCUUGACCCUAACAAAACUGGCGAGGACACGUCGGCGUUGCCCUGGGAUCGUUUGAUAGAUCCGGACGACCUGACGGCCAGGGAACAGGGCGCUGCAAAAUUCGCCAAGGGCUUCAUCUGUCCGCGCGGCUCCAUCUGCUUGGAGCAACAGAACCCCAACAACAGCACUGUCCACUUCGACAACAUCCUCAACUCUCUCGAGAUGGUUUUCGUCAUUAUGAGCGCCAACACGUGGUCCAACCUCAUGUACCGCACAACCGACACCGACUAUCUCCCGGCUGCCCUCUUCUUCAUCGCCGGCAUUCUAAUCAUGAUGCUGUGGAUGACCAACCUGCUCAUCGCUGUCAUCACGUCCUCCUUCCAAAUCAUCCGCGAAGAAAGCAAAGCCAGUGCCUUCGCGGCAGACCAGGAGACCUUUAACCCAGUGCAGGGGGACGACCCGUUGAAGAGGCAAUCAACGCUGCAGCGAAUCUACGCCAAGACGUCGCUGGUCUGGGUCCUCAUCAUUGCCUUUGACCUCCUGGCGCAAGCUUGGCGGAGCGCGCGCAGCAGCGAUGCGAGGCUGACCUUCAUCAACCGCACCGAGGUCGUGGUAACGAUCCUCCUCGCCGUUGAGAUGGUGAUUCGGUUCGCUGCGGAUUGGAGGCACUUCCACCGCCGGGCGAGGAACCUCGUGGACCUGCUCCUGGCUGUGGUCACCACCGUGAUGCUGGCCCCACCGAUCCAAGAGUCUGGCCAGGUGUAUGAGUGGCUGACCGUCUUCCAGAUCUUGAGGGUCUACCGCGUUGUCAUGGCGAUCCCCGUCACCAGCAAGCUGAUUCGGCUCGUGCUGGGUAACGCGACGGGUAUCGCAAACCUGAUGGUUUUCGUUUUCCUCAUCACGUUCCUCAUGUCCAUAUUUGCCUCGCAACUCUUCCGCGGCCUCCUUCCGGCGAAGGCGGGCGACAAAGACAUCAAAGUCACUUUUGCAAACCUAUACAACUGCUUCCAGGGCAUGUAUCAGGUCCUGACCAGCGAGGACUGGACCGAUCAACUAUACAACAUCACAGGCGCCACGGCCGGCUUCGGCACUGCCUGGAUGGCUGGCAUCUUCUUUGUUGGCUGGUUCAUCCUCUCGUACUUUAUUCUCAUCAACAUGUUCAUUGCUGUCAUCCAGGAGAACUUUGAUGUCAGCGAGGACCAGAAGCGUUUGGAGCAGGUCAAGGCGUUUCUGCAACGCAGAGAGCUCGGGUCGUCCAGCAACCUCUCCUUCUCCAAACUCUUCACCUUUGGCCGCCAGCGCAAGAGGGACCCGCUGGACUACGGCCCAGCGAUGAUGGAGAUGCUUCUGAAGGAGGCUGUGGUGAAGGACUUCCUUGACGACGAUGCCAUCGAUCCCCUCCAGCGGGCCCCGACCUUCCACACGCCAAACGCCCGAGGGCCCGCCAACGGCCCCAUCAUCCAAGCCGGGCGUCUGGGGACUGUGUGGGCAAAGGUGACGUCGGUGUUCUCAAGCAAGGAUCCCAACCCGUUCUACUCCAACGUGCGUUUCGACGGGCCCAACGAGAACCUGGACGCGCGACAAAUGGCUCACCAGGCCGUCUCGGCCGCGACGGCCCGGCGCAAGGCGCAGCGCGAGUAUCUUGGCCGCCACCCGACAUACAACAACUCGCUUUACAUCUUCACACCCAAGAACCCGAUUCGGCGGCUGUGCCAGCGUCUGGUUGGCCCAGGUCGCGGCAUCGAGCGCAUCGACGGCGUCGAGCCCAACAAGUAUGCCUGGUACAUCUUCUCGGCCAUUGUCUACGCCAUCAUUGUGACCAUGGUCGUGCUCGCCUGCAUCACCACGCCGCUCUACCAAAAGGAAUACCGCGAGAGGAAAGACUUCAGCCUCCGCAACUGGUUUGUAUGGACAGACCUGGGCUUCGCAGCCUUCUUCGCCGCUGAGGCCGUCAUCAAGGUCAUUGCCGACGGCUUCUUCUUCACGCCCAACGCCUAUUUCCGGAGCUCUUGGGGUGCCAUCGACGGGGUCGUGCUCGUCACGCUGUGGAUCAACGUCGUUACACUCCUGGCCAACCAAGGGACCGUGUCGCGGGCCAUCGGGGCUUUCAAGGCGCUGAGGGCGCUGCGCCUGCUGAACGUCAGCGACAGGGCAAGAGACACGUUCCACUCGCUCAUCAUAGUGCAGGGCUGGAAGAUCAUCAGCGCCGCCUUUGUCUCGCUCUCGCUGCUGAUCCCGUUCGCCAUCUACGGCCUGAACCUAUUUCACGGCCGGAUGAUGCAGUGCAACGAUGGUGACGGUGCCCCCCUGCUGGACGACUGCUUUGGCGAGUACAACAGUACCCCGUUCAACAAUGACUGGCCGAUGCUCGCACCGCGCGUGGCCAAGAACCCCAGUUUCAGCUUUGAUGACUUUGGCUCAUCCCUUUUCAUCCUGUACCAGAUCGUCAGCCAGGAGGGCUGGACUGACGUCUCGUACGCGGCGCAGUCGGUCACGCAGCGUGGUGCGCAGCCCGAGUGGGGCAACCGCCCCGGCAACGGCAUGUUUUUUAUCAUCUUUAACCUCCUGGCAACCGUCUUCGUGCUCACGCUGUUCAUAUCCGUCUUCAUGCGCAACUACACGGAACAAACGGGCGUGGCCUUCCUGACGGCGGAGCAGCGAGCGUGGCUCGAGCUCCGCAAGAUUCUGCGUCAGAUAUCGCCGUCCAAGACGUCAUACGACGAGUCCAGGAACAAGUUCAAGCAGUGGUGUCACAAGCGCGCGAUCGAGAAGAGGGGCAAGUGGUACACGGCCAUCACCGUGAUCCUGGUCAUGCACCUCAUUCUGCUUCUGGUGCAGUACUACGAAGAGCCCAAGUGGUGGGAGAUGACGCGGGACUACAUAUUCCUAUUCUUCACCGUCAUAUACCUCGCCAACGUCUGCGUCCGGGUCGUAGGCCUGGGCUGGGCGAGGUUCCGGCGGAGCUCGUGGGAUCUCUUCUCGCUUGUGGCCGUCACAGGCACGCUCCUGACGACGAUCUUCUACCUGGCCGACAUGGAACAGGAAGUGGUCAUCCAGCUGCAUAAGUCGUUUCUGGUGGCCAUAGUGCUUCUCCUGAUCCCGCGCAACGACGCGCUUGACCAGCUCUUCAAGACGGCGGCGGCCAGUCUGACGACGAUCGGCAACCUUCUAGCCACCUGGUUCGUCUUCUACAUCAUGUUUGCCAUCGCCAUGACGCAGGCAUUUAGCCUGACGCGGUUUGGUACCAACGAGACCAACAACCUGAACUACCGCACCGUCCCCAAGGCCCUGCUACUCCUCUUCCGCUUCAGCGCCGGGGAGGCAUGGAACACCAUUAUGGAGGACUAUGCCGCGCUCGAAGCGCCGUUUUGCGUCGACGACCCAAACAACUUCUUCCUGAGCGACUGCGGGAGCACGGCAUGGGCGCGGGUGCUCUUCAUAGCGUGGAACAUCAUCAGCAUGUACAUUUUUGUCAACCUUUUCGUGUCACUGAUCUACGAGAGCUUCUCGUACGUGUACCAGCGCUCCAGCGGUCUCGAUGUGGUGGAUCGCGACGAGAUACGGCGGUUCAAAGAGGCGUGGCGCAGCGUGGACCCGCAGGGCACCGGCUUCAUCAGCAAGGAGGCCUUCCCUAGACUGUUGGGCGAGCUGUCGGGCGUGUUCGAGAUGCGCAUUUACGACGCCGAGGACUCGGUGGGCCAGAUCCUCGACGAUGUGCGUAGCGACAAGCCGCCAGACAACCGCCACUCCUCGAUCGUGUCCCAGUCUGCCUUUACCGGCACGGGCAUCGACCUGCAGAGGCUCAACGAACGUCUCGCGCGCAUCGAUGUGGACAAAGUGCGCGAGCGCCGACGCCGUUACAACCUCUUCUUUGAAGAGAUCAUGGUGCUGGCCGACCCGGACAAGGGCAUCGCCUUCGGCACUGUGCUGAUGAUCCUGGCGCAUUACAACAUCAUCAGCGACAGCAAGAGCUUGAAACUCGAGGAGUUCCUACGUCGACGCGCCAGGCUUCAGCGAGUAGAGGAAGAGGUUCGCCGAAGAGUCGUGCAGGGAUUCUUUGACACUUUGUUCUGGACCAGGCGGUUCAGGCGACAUAUGGAGCGCAAGCGCUCGGCACGCAUGACCAACAUACCUCAACUCGACGUGCCCGAGAUCCUGGUCGAUAACGAGGACGACCUAGCCGGAGGCGGGACGCCUCUGACCCCGACAUCGCCGUUCCCGGCACACAACCGGGCACAGUCCAGCUUCCUCAGCGCCGACAAUGCGCGCAAUGCCAUGAUGUCGCAGCACCACCACCGAUCUUGGUCCGGGGUCAGCGGGGACGUGGCGACGUGGAAUCAAGAACAGCAAUACGGCGGACACCCGCUUGGGCAGCCAACGUCGACAGGCGGAAGGCUAGGCGGGCAAUCCAUAUCGCCGGGCGGAUGGGAUGACGGCAGCAGCAGCCACAGGUAUAAUCAUUCGGCCUUCAGCUUUGAGCUGCAGGAUCCCAUGGGCUCCGGCUCCGGCGGCGGCGGCGGCGCUAGUGGUGGUGGUGGUGGUGGUGGUGGUGGUACUGGCUCUCAGCCCGGCAGUGGCCCCAACAGCAGGCGCGGUAGUGUCAUCAGCCCCUCGCAGGCCCGCGAGCUCCUUGACGAUUCGGUCUGGGUCGAGAGUAUCCGGAAGAGCGCGACGGUCCGCCGAAGCGAUUGGGCCGGUCGAGGCAGCGGCGGUGCCGGCGGCAGCGGCUUCUAAUCACCUAAUACCUUUGAUUACUUUUCACUCCCUACCUCUCCUUUGACUGUUUUAUCACCACCGCCGAGACCAUCGGGUGAAGGCGGCACCCAUGUCCACGUCGCCAUGACUAUCAACAAUAUCAAUGUUCCUAUGUUUACACGGAGGCAGGCGGACGGGCUCAUGGAACCGAGAGUCGGCAAAUUUAAUACCUCUCUUGCCAUGUAUUCCUCUCUGGUCGUCUGUUAUGUCUCUAUUACUUUGGCUAUCUCUCCCGUUUUUCUAUCUGUGGCUGGGAUAACGAGCUAGACGUAGUACACUAGUAGCUCGCCCAACUCCCUCGGUAAAUACUGGUGGAUCAUCUUGACUUUAGGGGGUGGUUUUGUUAUUCAUUGCCACAAGGGCGACCAGACCGUCCUUGUGACAAUGUGUAACACGAUCAUCGGCAUGAACGCCAAAGCUCAAGAUUAUCCACCUGUAUUUGUCGAAAGAGAUGAGCGAACUACUGGUUUACCACGUCUACUUCGUCAUCCUUGCUUUUGACCACGAGAUGGACGCUUGGGAACAACAAACCCGACACCAACAGCCCCUACCUUUGGCGACCCAAACCGUAUCUGCUUCUCCUAUUCCUCUCCCUGCGUGUCCCUUGCCCUUUACUCGCCGGCGUCUCUGGCUCGAAGCGCUUGGCGAUGGGAUGGAAUGCCGCGGUUAGAAAGGAGGCGGGUGAUGCAACAACAUUGGAAGCAAGCGUUCAGCGACAGUCGGCCUGGAUUGUUCUUGGCAGAAGUCUAUGUGUAUUCAAGCGCAUCUGUUUUGUCGUCGUCGGGGUUCCCUUCGCCACGUGCUUCAAUGUCUGGUCUAUUCAAUGCUCCCCUGAUUGGAUUUGUCCUCUUUGAGCUAUUUCUGGCUGUCGCCUGCUGCCUUGCUAGGCAGGUACUAUGCAUUUGUAUUUGUGUUCUUUUUUCCGUGCUGAGACCGGGACGAGGGCGAUCAGUGCUGAAUAAAAAGGCCCAGAUUCCACAGGGAUGCCUCAUGUAAGGGCACAGUGGGACCAAGUAAGUACAAUAAGUACCUACCAGCCCGGGCUCGAGGGCCUCUCUCCCUCUCAGGUUUGUCAUGACCCUCCCCCAAUCAAUGUCUCACUAGCGCCGCCGCUUGGGAGGGUUGGGUCCCUUGCCGACGAUCUAUGCCCCCCAGGGGCUCGGUUCUACUUGCUUCACGACGCGAUCCAGCACACUCUCCUCUCCGCCUCACGGCUCUCAGG
Molecule: messenger RNA, 8292 nt
Organism: Gaeumannomyces tritici R3-111a-1
Lineage: Eukaryota; Fungi; Ascomycota; Sordariomycetes; Magnaporthales; Magnaporthaceae
Exons: 4
Coding region: 423-7049 (2208 amino acids)
Biological process (GO): calcium ion import across plasma membrane
Cellular component (GO): membrane; voltage-gated calcium channel complex
Molecular function (GO): high voltage-gated calcium channel activity; calcium ion binding
Source: RefSeq, a predicted model, not a curated record